Frankliniella occidentalis (western flower thrips) is the source of this 2168-nucleotide messenger RNA. Its product is annotated as carnosine N-methyltransferase. The record is from RefSeq and is a predicted model, not a curated record. Gene Ontology annotation, molecular function: S-adenosylmethionine-dependent methyltransferase activity. NCBI's taxonomy places the organism in Eukaryota, Metazoa, Arthropoda, Insecta, Thysanoptera, Thripidae. The coding region runs from base 97 to 1284 and encodes 395 amino acids. The transcript is spliced from 8 exons.
UCGAGGUACUCGAGUCAACCGCGAAGUGCAGUGCGGUGGUGUGUGCAAAGCAGAAGCAAAGCUUGACUGAAACAUUUAUUUGAAUCUCUUGUUCAAAUGGAGGUUGAUGAAGGGAUCGGAAAUACACCUACUAACCCACUCGAGAUAGAAGAAGAAAGACACUUUCGGAGGAUUGUAUGUGCUUUCAAAUAUUACAAAAAAAACUCACUUGCAAGAAUUAAUAAAACUGAGGCUUACUUAGCAUCAUUACCUGAACAUCACCAAGAUAUGCUGCUCAAAUAUAAGCAGCAUCUAGGUGUUAUCAAACAGUGCAUAGAGAAGAAUGAAAAGAUAAUUAAUCAUAUUAUCAAGGAUGUGGACUCUAUGUUUGCGAAUGUUCACCCAGACAAUGCCGACAACCACUACAGUAAUAUUAACCACUUAUCAAUGAGUAGUGAAUUUGAAAGGGUUGAGACGACUCUGAAACAACUUGUGCGAGACUGGAGUGCAGAGGGGGCAAAAGAAAGGUUGAUGUGCUACCAGCCAAUUAUUGAUGAAGUACUGAAAAACUUCCCACCUAAUCAGUGUGACCCUGGAAAUAUAAAGGUAUUGGUUCCUGGAGCUGGUCUUGGUCGCCUAGCUUUUGAAAUAGCUCGCAAUGGUUACCAAUGUCAAGGCAAUGAAUUCUCGCUAUUCAUGCUGUUUGCAUCAAACUUCGUCCUGAAUGGAAUCCGAAGCACUAAUGCCUAUGAGGUUUUCCCUUGGAUACAUCAAUCCAACAAUGUUCUCAAAGCAGAAAGUCAAAUAAGAGGAGUGCUCUUUCCAGAUGUCAACCCCUCAGAUCUUCCUCCAACCUCACAAUUUUCUAUGGCAGCGGGAGAUUUUCAGGAGGUGUAUGUGGAUUCAGAUCAUUGGGAUUGUGUCGCAACUUGUUUCUUCAUUGAUUGUGGACACAACAUUGUUUCAUUCAUUGAAACAAUCUACAAUAUAUUGAAACCAGGUGGGGUGUGGGUAAAUCUUGGUCCUUUAUUGUACCAUUUUGCUAAUAUUCCCAAUGAGAAUUCUAUUGAACCCUCCUAUGAGGUAGUCCGUGAGGUCAUUCAGAAAAUUGGAUUUUUAUUAGAGAAAGAGGACACCAAUGUCUCUACAACCUAUUCUUCCAACCAAGAGUCAAUGUUGCAAUACGAAUAUAAAAGUGUUUUCUUUGUGUGCCGUAAACCUGCUCUUCGGCAGAAUGGCCUAAAUCAUUUUGAGCAAAGUUCGUUAGAGCCAGAUGAUAUAAUAGCUCCUGACACAGUCUCUUGAAUAUUAAGAGGAAUAUGUUGAGACCUCGAGGCUAUAUUACAACUUUUUACAAUGCAUAAGCCAUGACCAAAUGAACAGGGCUGAGUCCAUCUGUAUUAUUGUUAAGCUUGGCAGUUCUGAAUUUCUCUGCAUUUUUAUAAUUGACUUGUGUUGUACUUCAUUAUAUGAAUUGUGAUAUUGGAAUUAAUCAACAAAUGUAGGAUUUCCUUUUCUUAUGUUUUCUUUAAACAUAUUCUGUAUUUAUUUGCUUUCGUGGCUGUGUGAACUUAAGAACCGUUAAAAAAAAUAUAUUGAAAGAUUUUUCUUGAAAUUGACAAUUUUGAUACACCAAAAUUUGCUCAAUGUCUCUUUGGGUGGUGCAGUAUAUAAGUGGAACAAUGAUUCUUGAAGUUGUAUAUUGUUUUUUUGAACUGACCAAGCCUUAUGUUUCUUCACAUGAAAUCACCGUCUUUGCCUAUGCUACAUGAAUCUGUUAUCAGACCAUGUUCCGUAUUAUGAUUUCAUGAGAGUUGAAAUCAAGCUUGUGGUAUGUCUGAAUUAUGUUGUUGGACCCUAAUGGGUGUGCGUCUUUCUUUUUUCCACUGUCUGAUUUAAUUUCAAAAAAUUUAACUGUAAAUGAUUUUUUGUCUCAAACUAUUUUUGUUGCAUUAAAUGCUGGAAACAAUCUAUCAAUUGAUUUGAUUCUAUUAUAUAAUGGCAGCCUGAGUAUGUGAAUGCCAUAUUCAUUUUCAUUCUGAUAAGGAGUUUUCCAAAUUAUUUUUUUGCUACUAUGUCGCCCUUUGUCAGUGGAGCAAGGUAGUUGUGUGCUAUUGUUUCCUUGAUGUGAUUCAAUUUAAUCAUAUUUGUAUGAAAAUCGCCAUUAAAAUAGUUUUGCUCGUGUAGUA